AGGGAAGUGUCAGACUCCAUUUUAAUGUGUAUGAACAGGACUUAUAACUGGUUGUUUCCAAGAAUGAACUGGUUCAACAGGGAGGAGGAGCCUGAGAACAGGGAAGUGUCAGACUCCAUUUUAAACUGGAUGAGCAGAAGGAAGAAAAGUGAGCAGACUGAAGAUGUUAGGUUAUGAGGAGGAAGAGGAGGACAGAGCAGAGUCUCCAGGGUUCAGCUGUGUGUCUCUGAAGAGUGACCGGUCCAUGAAUCAGCCUCUAAUCUUCAGUAAUGAACCUGGACCUUCACACACUAAAGGUCAGGACCACAGACUGAGAGCAGAGUCUCCAGGGUCCAGCUGUCUGUCUCUGAAGAGUGACCAGUCCAUGAGACAUCCUCCAGAGUUCAGUAAUGAACCUGGACCCUCCCCCACAGAAGAGAGGAAGAGGAGUCAUGUUUCUGAGGAGGAGCAGUCGUCCUGCUGUGCUUCGUGUCAGGACGUCCUGAAGGAUCCAGUCUCCACCAGCUGUGGACACUGGUUCUGCAGACAGUGCAUCACCUCAUACUGGGACCAGUCUGGUUCUUCAGGAGACUCCUCCUGUCCCCAGUGUGGACAAAGAUCCAGAACAGGAGCUGGAGGUCAGACAGCCGCAGAUCGUGGUCUGCAGGAGGUUUCAGAUGAACAUAAGCUCAGUGUGAGGAGGAGAUGUGAACAUGUGACUGAAGGAAGUGAUGAAACAGGAAGUAGAACCCUCCUCAACAGGAUCUACACUGAGCUCUACAUCACAGAGGGACAGAGUGAAGAGGUUAAUACUCAACAUGAGGUGAGGCAGCUUGAGACAGCUUCCAAGAAGAAGAUCCUCCACGACACUCCCAUCAAGGUCCACGACAUCUUUAAAGCCUCCACUGACCAGCAGAGCAGCAUCAGAGUCGUCCUGACCAACGGCGUCGCUGGCGUUGGAAAAACCUUCUCGGUGCAGAAGUUCACUCUGGACUGGGCAGAGGGUUUAGAGAACCAGGAUGUGGGUCUGCUGACUGUGCUUUCGUUCAGGGAGCUGAACCUGGUGAAGGACCAGCAGCACAGUCUUCUCACGCUGCUCCAUGUUUUCCAUCCAGCGUUACAGAAGCUCACUGCAGAGACGCUCGCUGUCUGUAAACCUUUGUUCAUCUUUGACGGCCUGGAUGAAAGCAGACCUUCUCUGGACUUCAACCACAGGGAGCUUGUGUCUGAGGUCACACAGAGGUCAUCAGUCAACGUGCUGCUGACAAACCUCAUCCGGGGGAAUCUGCUUCCCUCGGCUCUCGUCUGGAUAACCUCCAGACCUGCGGCGGCCAAUCAGAUCCCUCCUGCAUGUGUUGACAGGGUCACAGAAGUACGAGGCUUCACUGACGCCCAGAAGGAGGAGUACUUCAGGAGGAGAUUCAGUGAUGAAGAGCUGUGCAGCAGAAUCAUCUCACACAUCAAGACGUCCAGGAGCCUCCACAUCAUGUGUCAAAUCCCAGUCUUCUGCUGGAUCAGUGCUACAGUUCUGGAGCACAUGUUGACCACAGACCAGAGAGGAGAGCUGCCAAAGACCCUGACUGACCUGUACUCACACUUCCUGCUGGUUCAGACAAAGAGGAAGAACAACAAGUACGGUGAGGGACAUGAGACGACUCCACAGCAGCUGAGGAGGGCUGACAGGGACGUUCUCCUGAAGCUGGGGAGGCUGGCACUUAAACAUCUGGAGGAAGGAAACAUCAUGUUCUACCAAGCAGACCUGGAGCGGUGUGGUCUUAAUGUCACAGAGGGCUCGGUGUACUCAGGAGUUUGUACUGAGAUCUUCAGAAGAGAGUGUGUGAUCUUCCAGAAAUCAGUCUACUGCUUUGUUCAUCUGAGCGUUCAGGAGUUUCUGGCUGCAGUCUACAUGUUCCACUGUUACACCAAGAGGAACACAGAAGAACUCGACAACUUCUUGGGAACAUAUGGGAACACAGACAGUACCUUCUCCCUGGAUGACCUCCUGAAGAGAACCAUGGAGAAAUCCCUCACCAGUAAAAAUGGUCAUCUGGACCUGUUUGUUCGCUUCCUUCACGGCCUCAGUCUGAAGUCCAACCAGAGAGUCUUAGGAGGCCUGCUGGGUCGGACAGGAAACAAUCCAGAGAUCAUCCAGAGAGUCUUAGGAGGCCUGCUGGGUCGGACAGGGAACAAUCCAGAGAUCAUCCAGAAAGUCUUAGGAGACCUGCUGGGUCGGAGAGGGAACAAUUCAAAGAUCAUCCAGAGAGUCAUCAACAACCUGAAGGAGAUCCAGAGUGAUCGCAUUUCUCCUGACAGAAGCAUCAACAUCUUCCACUGUCUGACUGAGAUGAACGACCACUCAGUUCAUCAGCAGAUGCAACAGUUCCUGACGUCAGAAAACAGAUCAGAGGAGAAACUCUCUGAGAUCCACUGCUCAGCUCUGGCCUACAUGCUGCAGAUGUCAGAGGAGGUUCUGGAUGAGUUUCAUCUGGAGACGUUCAACACAUCACAACAGGGUCGAUGGAGACUGAUCCCAGCUGUGAGGAACUGCAGGAAGGCUCGGCUUGAUGGUUGUCUACUCUCAGAGACUCACUGUGAAGUUGUGGCCUCAGCUCUGAAGUCAGACCCCUCACAUCUGAGAGAACUGGAUCUGAGUAGAAACUACCUGCAGGAUUCAGAAGUGAAGCUGCUGUGUUCUGGACUGGAGAGUCCAAACUGUCGACUGGAGACUCUGAGGUUGAAGAACGGCAGUCUGUCAGAGAUCAGCUGUUCUUCUCUGGCUUCAGCUCUGAGGUCAAACCCCUCUCAUCUGAGAGAACUGGAUCUGACUAACAACAAACUGCAGGACUCAGGAGUGAAGGAGCUGUGUGAUUUUCUACACAGUCCAACCUGCCGACUGGAGACUCUGAGGUUGGGGGGCUGCAGUCUGUCAGAGAUCAGCUGUUCUUCUCUGGCUUCAGCUCUGAGGUCAAACCCCUCUCAUCUGAGAGAACUGGAUCUGAGAAGAAACGACCUGCUGGACUCAGGAGUGAAGGAGCUGCUUGAUCUACAGCACAGUCCAACCUGUCGACUGGAGACUCUGAGAUGGAAGUGGUCUUUGUGAAGGUGAGUUUGAAGAGGACAGUGUGUGUGGACGGAGGCUGAGGUGUGUCCUGAGGAUCCAGAGGCUGAAGCAGCAGCAGCUUGUGUGUAGAGCGGCUCUGACUGGGCCUUGUUGCUGGGAGGCAGAGUGGAGACAGAGCUCCAGAGGAAUCAGAGGAGGUAGCCAAUAUAUAUAUAUUCACCCAAAGUGCUUCAAUUGGUCAUGAAGACUAGAACAGUUGUUAUAUAAAUAAAGAAUACAACGAUGUCAAAGCUACUAUCCUUUUCUAUUCUACUGUUGGGACCUCGUAUUUGUGAACUACAGUUUGUCCUACAUGUGUAGUCCAAGUUGGAGCACAUGUUCUUUGUUCUGGAGACAAACCAGAGCCUUCAGAACCCAGUUUCCCGGCUUCAACGUCACACAGAAGUGUGAAAACUGGACAGGGACACAAGUUUCAACCACUAUAGGUCACUCUGGUCCCCAUGACCCAUGAGGUCACCAGGCCAAUAUAAGCCCAGUUCUCCUCUGUUUCUUCCUCUUUCUACGCAUCCCCCGAGAGGAGAAGUGAGGCUGUGCAGCUCACUUACUCUUUCAACUCAACUCAACUCUCCGAGAGGAGCCCACCUCUCUUUCUGCUCAACUUCAAUGGAGGAGAGGUACAGCUUGCAGCUCACCUCACCAAGGAAUCCGCCUUCCAAUCCAAGCUCUACCAACCUUCAAGCAGGCCUGACUGGAGGAGACUGCUACAACCUUCCAAAGGCCGCGAUGCAAAAGCCUGCCUAAGAACAGCACAAGAGCUGCAUCGCACAGCAGAACAACAACAGGAGCCGCAACCCAGCAAGACGACUUCACUGGACUUCAAAGAGCACAACCUUUUUCCCUUUUCAUGGACGGGUAACACAACUGGGAUUAAUAAUUAUAUGUGGCUAAGCAAAGACUGUUUAUUCGAUUCCGAGUGAUGUUUAUAAGUUUGAUUCGUGUUGCUGUGAUAUCUUGGUUAUAAGUUAUUUGAAAGUUAAUGUUAGUCAUGUAUGCUCUUCAGUCUUUCUCAUGCAUCUUGUAACUUUCACUAAUUUGACACACACACACAUCUGUCUGACCCCCGCUACAUGUCAGAAACAUACGGGGGGGGGGGGGUUUAUUGCCCUCAUAUGGGCCAGCCGCCAUUUUGAAGGCACACUCACUCACAGACACACACACACGCAUACUCUCAUAUAUUCAUAUAGCAAGUACAACUUUAGUAAUUUGUUUUUAAACUUUAUCUUUUUCUUUCACAAAUGUUUUAAUGAAUGUUACAUAAGUGUGAAUUUUUCCAACCUCUACACUGUCAAGAACUUUUUCAACUCUGCUAACUAUCUAUAGGGUAAUUUUGUUUAUAGUUAUUAAUUUAAUUGUUAUUCAGAGUUCCAAAUUUGUAGUUUUUACUUUCAUGAGACUUAAUCAAUAAAUUGGCUUUCUUUUCCCUUCCUUUGAAGGGUAGUGCCCUGAGGUAACUUUAAUCAAUUAAAGUUUUUAAUUUAUUUUAAUAUAAAUAUUUUUUAUAUUCAGAAAAAUUUCUGAUAACCAGAUUCAUUAAAUGCCCUAAGGCACACCAUGCAAUGGUGUCACGUUUAAAGCAUAAUUGAACAACACUACUCUAGAUGCAUCCACAUGUUUUGUGUUGUCAUGGUGACUCUAAUAAAGUGAAUUGUCUGGUGACAAACA
Molecule: messenger RNA, 4762 nt
Organism: Pleuronectes platessa (European plaice)
Lineage: Eukaryota; Metazoa; Chordata; Actinopteri; Pleuronectiformes; Pleuronectidae
Product: NLR family CARD domain-containing protein 3
Exons: 9
Coding region: 164-3079 (971 amino acids)
Molecular function (GO): protein binding
Source: RefSeq, a predicted model, not a curated record